CAGUAGAUCGGGGAAGAGGAGCCAUGGAGCAUCGUCCGCUGGACCGGGUGGGCCUGCUGUCCCCGCUGGAGGAGUCCAGUGCGGAGAUCAGCCGGGACAGCGGCAUCGUGUCGCAGAGCGCCAGCAGCCUGUCCAUGGUCAGCGAGAUCCUGAGCAGCGGCUCCGUGUCGCAGAGCCCCAGCUUCGGCGCCGCGGCCAACGUCGUCCCGGAGAGCCCGAGCCUCCACGAAGCUGCGGAGCCCGGGGCGACCCGUCGGCACGACCCGGAGCAGGACGACGAGGAGCUGGGACACACCGCCCUCAGCUACUCCUCCUACAUCAGGGCCUCCGCUGGAGAGGAGAUCCUGUGUUUAGAGAAGAGUUUGGAAGAAAUGCUGACAAGAGUAGAUGAGUUUGUUGGAAUGCUGGAUAUGAUCCGUAACGAUACCUCCCAGAUAGUGAAUGAAAACCUACCUCAAAUCCAGCAGAAGUCGGAUGAAAUGAGACAAAUAUACGGAAGAAUUGAUAAGUUAGAGGCCUUUGUAAAGAUGGUGGGAGCCAACGUCAACGCCAUGGAGGAGCAGGUCACGCAGGCAGAGGGAGAAGUAGGAACACUACCGGGCGCUUUCAAGAAGAUCUUCCGCACAAUGAGUGUCCCAGGCUUCCUAAAUAAACCGGCCAGCCCGAGAAGACCAGCACCAAAUCAGCGUCAAGAAAUCCCCAGCGUGUUCCGGACAGAUGAUUAUUUCACAUCACAGCCAGAACAGUGACACGUCGGAACGUUCAACACAUAACUUGGUUCUAACCUCAAGAGGCCUGUUUUGGGUGGAAAAACUGUAGAGACAACUUUCACUGCCAUCCAUCGCAAGUGGAUCUGUCAGUGCGGCGGCCUCACCCCAGCAAUAGCAGCAUUUCUGAACAAGUCACUGGAAGUCAAGUGUGUGGAGACACUGCAGAUUUUGAGUGCCGUUCUCCUGGCAGCAACAAACACUAAACUGUAGCAAACUGGUUUUUAUAAAGUGCCUAUAAGGGUCUUAUUUCUGUCCAGUCCUGUUUUCAGUAAUUGUGAAGACAUUGUCCGUUGUUAAAUGUGACAAGUCAGGAGGUCAGAGUCGUCCCACUAUAAACAGAGGUACUAAAGGAGGCGCUGUAAAGAUCUUAGGACGUAUUACACGAAGGAUUAGCCCAGCUCUUUUAUAUUUUACAUUCCUCUUACUAGUAUUUGUAAAAGCCUGCACGCUGUUAUGAAUUAAUCUGUUUUUCAUGCAUCUUAUUGCUCUCCCUGAGCAAUAUCGAUCUCAACCAGUUAAGCAUUUAAUGUCUUCCAUUUCAGAAGAUUUCACUUUAUUGUUAGCCUGACGUCAUUGGCCUUGGAUGAUCCCGUCGAUUGUGGGGCUACAUCUUUGAUGGCACCUUUUCAAAAAAGAAGAACAAAAAAAAAAAAGCACAAUACUGAUGAGUUUUGUCGGCUUCACAAGUCGGAGCAUCUGGAGAUGAAUCAGAGUUUAGGGCCAUGAUGAAGCUGAGGUCGAGAUUCAUACCGAUGGAUGGAGGAAUUUAGAGAAAGUCUCGCCUUAGAGGUGUGACGUGGCCCUUUCCCUUUUCAACAAAUCAGCGAGGAUUCGUUAUUUGAUUCAUGAUUUGCCAAAGUAUUUAAUAAUAAAGAUGUUAUUGUUUAAGUGUUGCUUUUCGUUCACGUUUUUAAAAUAAUCAUUAAAGAUUUAUAUAUAAAAAGUU
Molecule: messenger RNA, 1716 nt
Organism: Pleuronectes platessa (European plaice)
Lineage: Eukaryota; Metazoa; Chordata; Actinopteri; Pleuronectiformes; Pleuronectidae
Gene: bloc1s4
Product: biogenesis of lysosomal organelles complex-1, subunit 4, cappuccino
Exons: 5
Coding region: 24-749 (241 amino acids)
Cellular component (GO): BLOC-1 complex
Source: RefSeq, a predicted model, not a curated record